UUCCUUUAGGCUCUGAACAUGUUAUUAUUGUCUAGUUCUUUUCGUGGUCAGUCGGCAUUUCAUGCAUCAAGUGGAUUCUAUCUACUAUCCCAGCGAAAUGAAUAUCAACCCUCAUCGCUAAUCUUUCCCCAUCUCCGCUUUCUUUUCUUUUUUCCCUCCAGCACUAGAACGUGUUUUAAGUUCCAGUUUCGCGACUAUCCCGGCUUUGAUAUGUAAAUCAAACAGCGGGAAAUCACCAAGUGUCAAAGGAAAAAGCAAUCAAACUGCCAAUCACUUCUCAGAAGGGAAGAUGAGAGGGUAUCGUGGGUGUUGCGCGUCCUUUCCUGUCUACUAGAGGUGGCCUUGUUUCGUCUGUUGAAGCGGGUAAAGAGGAGAUCGUGCAUGGGUAGAAAGGACGAUCGUCAUGAGAUUAAGAUCGAUUACGAUUAAGGAUUUAAUUAAUUCAUGUAAGAAGAACUGCACCGAAGU
This is a messenger RNA of Aspergillus caelatus, 468 nucleotides long. RefSeq lists its product as uncharacterized. Lineage: Eukaryota; Fungi; Ascomycota; Eurotiomycetes; Eurotiales; Aspergillaceae. The coding region runs from base 19 to 216 and encodes 65 amino acids. The record is from RefSeq and is a predicted model, not a curated record. The transcript has a single exon.